This is a messenger RNA of Arabidopsis thaliana (thale cress), 840 nucleotides long. Its product is annotated as Translation elongation factor EF1B/ribosomal protein S6 family protein. Bases 168 to 587 code for a protein of 139 amino acids. The transcript is spliced from 2 exons. Gene Ontology annotation, cellular component: ribosome; cytoplasm. Gene Ontology annotation, molecular function: structural constituent of ribosome; rRNA binding. Gene Ontology annotation, biological process: translation. NCBI's taxonomy places the organism in Eukaryota, Viridiplantae, Streptophyta, Magnoliopsida, Brassicales, Brassicaceae. The record is from RefSeq and is marked reviewed.
AAUAAUAUAUAUAGCAACACGAUGUCGUUUUCACUAAAAAAAACUUAACAACACGUCGCCGUUUGGUAAUGACCCAAUCGGCGAAAUCUGAGAAGACUAAAACCCUAAGGUAAACCUGAGAGAACAAGCCAGAGCUAAUCUCUUGUCGGAAGGAAGAAGGAUCAAAAAUGCCGCUCUACGACUGUAUGCUUCUGUUCAAGCCUAUAAUCAGGAAGGAGGGCCUCAUCGACCUCGUUGCGCGCAUUGGUAAACACGUUUACAGCAGAAAUGGCGUCCUCACCGAGAUCAAAUCCUUUGGCAAGGUCGAAUUGGGUUACGGUAUUAGAAAGCUCGACGGAAGACACUAUCAGGGACAAUUGAUGCAGAUAACAAUGAUGACAACUCCAAACAUGAACAAGGAGCUUCACUACCUGAACAAGGAAGACAAACUGCUGCGCUGGCUCUUAGUUAAACACCGUGACAUCAAGAUUGGACAGUCGGAAAAGGAAGAUAGUCUGACUGUGCCUAACAGACUCACUAGUGGGAGCUUAUAUGAUGGAUCCUCCUCGGACGAAGAUGACAACAACAUUUUAGGGUUAUCACGAUGAGGAAAUCAAUUUCUUUGAAAUGUUUACUCAGACAAUUUCUUCAUGGGAGUCCCCUUCAAUGGUUAUGAAUGUUUUUGGUUACAUGAAGUGGUGGUAUGCGUUUUGCGUAGACAAUGAAAUAAAUUAAUUUUAUGUAAUAAUAAUUUUUAGGUAAAUUGAACUAAAUUUCAUGUGUUUUAUUGUUUUCGCUAUUUUCCUAGUGGAUAUUCAACGUCAUCAAUUGGGUUGACAACCCCGAAUUAAAUGCCACGUG